CCUCCCUUGAAGCAGCACCGUCUCUGAGCCAGACCCUGGACACCCCCACGCCGCCAUGUCGACCAUCAAUCCAGAAUAUGACUACUUGUUCAAACUCCUCCUGAUCGGGGACUCCGGGGUCGGCAAAUCCUGCCUCCUGCUGCGCUUCGCGGAUGACAAUUACACAGACAGCUACAUCAGUACCAUCGGGGUGGACUUCAAGAUCCGGACCAUCGAGCUGGAGGGGAAAACUAUCAAACUUCAGAUAUGGGACACGGCCGGCCAGGAGCGCUUCCGGACGAUCACAUCCAGUUACUACAGAGGACUCGUUCAGCAACAUGCACCUGUGGCUGGAGGAGAUCGGCCGCUACGCCAACGAAAAUGUCAACAAGCUGAUUGUGGGCAACAAGAACGACCUGACGUGCAAGAAGGUGGUGGAUUACAUCACGGCCAAGGAAUACGCGGACACGCUGGAGGUGCCGUUCCUGGAGACCAGCGCCAAGACCGCCACCAACGUGGAGCAGGCCUUCGUCACCAUGGCGGCCGAGAUCAAGAACCGGGUGGGCAGCGGCCUCCCCCACAGCGACAGCCACCAACCCAACCCCCACAUCCAGAGCGCCCCCCUGCGGCAGGGCCGGGCCGGCGCAGGGGAGGGCGGCGAUGGAGGUCCGGGCUGCUGUUAGGGAGGGGAUUUUCUCCACCCACUUACCCUUUGGUGGGGAGCUUCUCGGUGUCUGGGACUAUGGCUGGGGAUCAGGACGGCUGGGCAGGGGGACCCUUUGCAGCACCCUAUUUAUUUGCAAUAGAUUUUUACAGGCUGCGAUCCAGCUCCCUGCAUCCCUCUCCAACCGCAUGGGCGCACCUUCCCCCUUGGCUAGCCAAGAGACACUCAGGGCCAGCUACUGAUCUGGGCUCCUGGCGAGCUGAGGUACUCCAAGCUCCAUCCUCUCCUCCCUCGGCCAUUCUUGAUCCCCGCUGCAUGGCCAUACAGCCAGCCCUGCUCUGCACCCUUCAGGCCUGUGGAAGGGCAUCAGCUGCUCCGAACAGAGCCGGGCCUGGGAAGGAAUCCCCAAAUGCCGAAGGACGCGCAAUGCCUUCCUGUGUGGGGGUGGAAGGCGCCGUAGCCACAGACCGAGCAGCAAGGAACUGUGCCGUGGCACCCAGGACAAAAGCAGAACGUGCCAUAGCCUGUGUCCUCUCUUAACACAGCCUCGUGGGCGUCUGGCACCAAGUUAGCAUCUUUAUCGUGUCCAAAUGCUUGAAUUUCUCCCCCCUCGGCUCAAGACUGAAGAGUGGCUUGAACAUUCAAAGCUUGGCAGAAAGGCGACUCGAGCAGGGGCCUUGUUAAUCCAGAGUGAGAUCCCGUGGCUGGGCGGGGUCAGCUGGAAAAUAGGAUGCAGGUUUUUAACACCAUGGGCGGUGAGCCAGCGGAGGAGCUCUCUCAGCACCGGGCUGGAGUCUUCAUCACUCUGGCGUCUCAGCGAGAUUGCAUGUCCCGUUCUAGAGCCGAGCGAGCUCCCCCACCAGCUAGGGGCUGAAUGCUGGAAUUCUGGUGUGUGAGGCACCAGCCUGGCUUAUGGGGAGGUUUUUGACUAGAAAGAUUCGAAGGAGGGUCAAAUUUCAAUCCUGCCUCCCUGGCAGAAUUCCCCCCACACCUUCCCCGGUUUGCAAACCGCCCCACACACACACACCUUUGCUCACAACUGAUGUUUUCAAAAGCUGCCUCCAGCCCAAGGUGGGGAGAGUUUGGCAAAAUCCCUCCCCACUGAGCAGGGCCACAGGGGAUGAGGACCUUGCUGCAUUGAUGGGCUCCAGCCUGUUCCGAGUGGGACGGUCCCU
Gopherus flavomarginatus (Mexican gopher tortoise) is the source of this 1818-nucleotide messenger RNA. Its product is annotated as ras-related protein ORAB-1-like. The record is from RefSeq and is a predicted model, not a curated record. Gene Ontology annotation, molecular function: GTP binding; GTPase activity. Bases 56 to 1183 code for a protein of 375 amino acids. Lineage: Eukaryota; Metazoa; Chordata; Testudines; Testudinidae. The transcript is spliced from 6 exons.